AUGGAACUUUUUUCGUUCGUUGAUGAUAUACGACGUAUGGAUAAACGACAGAUUAUUUAUCAAAUUCUUAAUUUUGGUAUGAUUAUUUCUACAGCACUUAUGAUCUGGAAAGGUCUUAUAGUAAUAACUGCUAGUGAAAGUCCUAUUGUUGUUGUUCUCAGUGGAAGUAUGGAACCUGCUUUUCAUCGUGGUGAUCUUCUUGUAUUAACAAAUCAUCGUGAAGAACCAAUACGUGCUGGUGAUAUUUGUGUAUUUCGUAUUGAAGGUCGAGAGAUUCCAAUUGUUCAUCGUAUAAUAAAAGUACAUGAAAAAGAUGAUGACUAUGUCAAAUUUUUAACUAAAGGUGAUAACAAUAAUGUUGAUGAUCGUGGUCUCUAUGCUCCUGGACAAUUAUGGCUUGAAAAGAAAGAUGUUAUUGGUCGAGCUCGAGGAUUUGUUCCAUAUAUUGGAAUGGUAACAAUUAUAAUGAAUGAUUAUCCACAGUUGAAAUAUUUUGUGUUGGCAACACUUGGUUUUUUUGUACUUGUGCAUCGUGAAAAUUGA
This is a messenger RNA of Adineta steineri, 543 nucleotides long. The record is from the annotation of a GenBank genome assembly. NCBI's taxonomy places the organism in Eukaryota, Metazoa, Rotifera, Eurotatoria, Adinetida, Adinetidae.